Molecule: messenger RNA, 1047 nt
Organism: Aaosphaeria arxii CBS 175.79
Lineage: Eukaryota; Fungi; Ascomycota; Dothideomycetes; Pleosporales
Exons: 2
Coding region: 1-1047 (348 amino acids)
Biological process (GO): peptidyl-proline hydroxylation to 4-hydroxy-L-proline
Cellular component (GO): endoplasmic reticulum
Molecular function (GO): procollagen-proline 4-dioxygenase activity; iron ion binding; L-ascorbic acid binding
Source: RefSeq, a predicted model, not a curated record
AUGGACGUAAAAGAUGAAGUUCGACCACGGGAUCCAAACACGAUCAACAAGAACCCACGAUCCCAUUAUAGACUUCCCAUCUCUUCUGUAGCUCUUCUAGUGACAGUAUCAGCAGUUCUUGGGACAGGAGUCCUCAACCAAUUCCUCCCCGUGCAAUUUCCACCCAUCUUCAAUACCUGGAAUGAUAUCUCAUCCACCAACACCAACUCAUCAACAUCCCACGACAACCUCCUCAACGACACCACCCCCUUCACCACCUUCACCCCCCUCACAACCUGCACCCCAAACCACACCUACACCACCACCAUAAUCUCAACCUCCCCCCUCGUAAUCUACAUAACCUCCUUCCUAACCCCCCUCGAAUCCACCUCCCUCAUCCACCUCGGCGCCUCCCUCUUCACCCCCUCCCACAUCUCCACUCCCUCCGGCAAUAUCCCCGUCCACGGCCGCACCUCCACCUCCGCCGGCCUCCCUCUCACCUCGCCCCUAGUAACCUGCCUCCUCUCCCGCGCCCGCACCUUCAUGGGCCCUCUCCUCCCCCCCUCCUCCCCCUUCUCAACCCCCCAACUCGUCCGCUACCACCCCACCCAGAAAUUCGACCUCCACACCGACCACUGGCCCACCCACCAAGUCCUCCGCGCCCCAGGCGACCCCAACUCCGGCCGCCUGUACAAUCGCCCCGCAUCCUUCUUCGUGUUCCUCCGCGCGGACGCCCUCGAGGGCGGCGAGACGUGGUUCCCCGACGUGCGUCCUCUCACCAAUGCCUCCGCGUUGCGGGAGGUGUAUGGGGAUACGGUGGUGCCGGGGGAGGAUGUGGGCGUCGAGGGGGGCGUGGCGUUUAAGCCGGUUGUGGGGAAUGCGGUGUUUUGGGUUAAUGUUGAUGGGGAGGGGGUUGGGGAUGAGAGGGUUAGGCAUGCGGGGUUGCCGGUGAGGAGGGGGGAGAAGAUUGGAUUGAAUAUUUGGCCGAGGAGGUGGUUUGGGUGGGAGGAUGGGGAGGAUGGGGAGGGGGGUAGGGGGAAGGAGAGGAAGAGGGGGGUUUUGGUUUGA